UACAUAGUAAUUAUACAGCAAUUAUAUUAUAGCUGUCCAUGAUUUAUGAUUUACGUUUUAAGUCAUUUUGUACUUUGAACUUAUAAAGGAGCGUUAUAUUUACAUAUCUUCGGCAAAUGAUUGAAUGAGAAACUUUGGUUUUCAUACAAAUUAUUCGACGUAAAGAACAUCUUAAUUGCCGGUGUACAAUGUGGUUCUGCAGUGCGUGUUCAACAUUGUAUGAAAAAGAGAAAGAAAUCAUUUUAUUUCAGUAAAAGAUAUUUUUCUUUGAUUGUGAUAAUAAAAUGUUCGCUUUAUGGACGUGGUUGUUACGUAUUAAUGAAUGAUAAAUGUGAUAAUUUAUAACAUAUAACAUAUUUUGAACAUAAUUUACAAUAAAAAAACCUAAAAAAACGCAUAAUGCAUAAUAAUUUAAUUGCUGCCGCCAUCGGUGUAACCGUUGGUGUUAUAAGUGCAGCUAGUAUUUUUAUUUACCGCAAAAUUUUGGCAAAUCAACAAUACAGUACAACAAUUUCCGAUCUAGAUGCUGCCAAUAAAAGAAUUGAUGAAUUACAAACAGAAUUAGAAGCUUUAAGGUUACAACUGAGACAACAAAAAAAGAAAAGGAAAAUUUCACGAAAAUUUAACUCUAACGACAGUACUUUUACUGUAGAUAAUGAUACAGAUGUUGAUAUUUUUUCAACAACUGAUAUUGGAGAUGAUGAAUUCUAUGAUUGUUCUGAUGGUGAAAGUGUUAUUAGCGAUAGUGAUUUAAGGAUCUCAGAGGAACUGAACCAGCUGGAUAUAAUACUAAAGGAGAUCGAUGAACAAAUAAACAAUCAAUUUGAUGUCAAGGCUUAUUAUGCAUUACAAACAUUGGUGAAAUCCCAUCCAGAUAAUGUAGAAGUAAUAUGGAGAUUUGCAAGAGCUAGCUACCAUUAUGCAGAAGCACAAACUGAUAAAAAUGUUAAGAGGCUUUUCAUUUUUGAAGGAGUCCAACAAUGUGAAAGAGUUCUUGAAAAUCAAAAUGCUAAUUUGUAUAAGUGGUACGCUAUUCUCAUAGGAUUACAUGGAGAUUAUUUAUCAGUGGCAGACAAAAUAAAAAAUGGUGUUGUUUUUAAGAAAUAUGUAGAAAUGGCUUUAGAAAUACAACCAGAUGAUUUUGAAUUACAUUAUCUCCUAGGAAGAUUCAAAUAUGAAAUUGCUAAUUUAAGUUGGAUUGAAAAAAAGAUAGCAGCAACAUUAUUUACUAAAAUUCCAAGUUCUUCCAUUGAGGAAGCACUCGAAUGUUUUGAAACUGCAGCAAGGCUUGGAAGUACAAAUCCAUAUACACAGUUGUAUAUUAGUAAAUGUUAUAUUGUUUUAAAGGAAUAUACACAUGCAAAUGAUUCGUUAAAAGAAAUUUUAGAAAAACCAAUUGUAACGAUUGAUGAUGAAAAAGUGCAUACAGAAGCAAAUAAACUCUUCAACAAAUACUCAGGAUAUAAUGUAUAGCGAAAAAUAAUUUGUAUAUCUCAUCUAUAUGUAAUAAUUAUACUAUUUCUAUAUAUGUAUACUAUAUUACAGCUUAAUCUAAAUAUUAGCAUUAAACAGUUUAAUUAUUUAAUUAUUACAUAAAAUAUAGGUACUAAACAUUUUUCAAAAUAUUUUAUCUAUCACA
Messenger RNA from Heterotrigona itama, 1639 nucleotides. The record is from the annotation of a GenBank genome assembly. Lineage: Eukaryota; Metazoa; Arthropoda; Insecta; Hymenoptera; Apidae.